Xyrichtys novacula (pearly razorfish) is the source of this 7050-nucleotide messenger RNA. NCBI's taxonomy places the organism in Eukaryota, Metazoa, Chordata, Actinopteri, Labriformes, Labridae. The record is from the annotation of a GenBank genome assembly.
AAUUAUUAACUCAGCAAUACUUAAAACUACAUGGAUUGAACAUGAAUUUAUGUCUUAUUUUGAAAGAACAAAUAAAUAAAUAAAAUCAAGAACAAAUUAAGAAAUAAAUCAGUUGAAUCAGAUAGAUUUGAAUAAAUUAUCACACACGUUAUUAAAUACGUUUAUAAAUAAUUAAUUGCUAAUAGUUUGCAUGUUACAAGGUUCGCUAGUUAAUAAAUUACAUUUUUUUUAACAAGGGGGAAAAAACAGGCUUCCACCGUAAGCGCUCACAUAUUUUAUUUUGUAGUAUUUGCGUGCACUUCCUCUUCAAGCACUCGCAGCAGAUGACCGUCACCGGAGCCGAGGAGGAGAAGAGCGGGAGACUAUCCGACCGGAGCAUGGUAACACUGAGUUGUGAAUGUAAGUAGUCAACAUAAAACUUGCUUGAAUGUUUGUUUCUGGAGGUUCAACGUGUUUUUAAAACAGACGAAGUGAGUCACGUGUGCAAUGUAAAACGGUUAGGUUAGCAAGCUAGCAUGCGAAGUCAACAGUUAGCUGCUAAGCUAAUGCAGAGCGGUUGCUCUGCCGUGGUGUGUAGUUCAGGUGGAGACCAACAUGCAGUGGUGGAUAGUAAGUAGGGAUGCAUGAUAGUUAAUGGUCCGAUAAUUAUCGGCCCAAUAUCAGGAAAUUCUGACGUAAUUUCGAUAAAUCCGAUAUCAUAAGAUUUAGUAUAUAUUUUUUGUCAGCACUGCGGUAUGGGUCGUUUUUUUUUUUUACCAAGCGCUCUCACUCAGAGCCUCUGCUCUCACUCCAACAUGAGACCUGUGGCCUAUGUGUGAUUUUGUUGUUGUUGUUGUUAUUGCUAGGAUAAGAAUGUAUUAGUGCUACCAGCCCAACUUUAUCUAACUUUUACUUAUUUGUGUAAUAAAAUGUUUUGAAUAGUCUAUCAGGCAUCUUAAACAUCUGCUUUGUUUUAUUCAGUGUUGGUGUAUUGUUGUACUUUUAUGAAGAAUGUGACUGCAGUUUUUGAUAGUUCUGAUGGAGGUUUAAAUUUCAUGACAGGUGUCCUGUAAAAUAAUAUUUUUUUUGUAUGUAUUUUCAGGUUGCUGUGACAAAUAUGACUUGGCACUGUAAGUUGUGUUCAGCUUCUUUUACAACUAGAACAUAUUUAUUUAAACACUGUAGACUGCAGCACAGCCACUUUUCAAAAACUAGCCCACUCCCAUGCCUCCAUGACGAUUGUAUGUGCACGUUUCAGACACUUAGUGCACUGAGUACUCAUCUGUCAAGAUAUCACACGCAAGAACAUAACAGCAGUGCAAAGGAGAUUCAGGAACUUGUGACUUUCAAGUGUCCUUUAUGCACAUUUCAGCAACCUUUUUCUGAGUCUGUACUCCUCAGUCACAUAAGAACACACUUAAAAAAGCAUGAGACAGUGGUAUGCCCAUACAAAGAUUGCAACUAUAGCACAAAUGUAUACUCUUCAUUUAACACCCAUAAAAGUAGAGUGCAUCAAGCAAGUCUUGCGUCAGACUUUGGUAGUGACAUUGUCUAUGAGCAUACUCAGAAUCUCCAAGCCACCAGCUCUAACGUCACUAUUGGUUUGGAUGAAGAGUGUCCAGUUCAGAGCACAGAAAUGCAGGAUGAUACUUCAAAACUAAAAGAUCAGCUCAAACUUAAUGCAGCAUCUUUAUUUCUAAAGAUGCAAACUAUCCUUCAUGUGUCAAACACAGCUACGCAAGAAAUAGUUGAUCACUUGAAUCAGAUCUUCUCUUUAUCUCAGCCACUGAUCAAGGAUGCAGUUAACGAUAUAUUGCAGAGACAUGGUCACAAUACAACAGAUUCCACACUCGAUGAAGUUGUCAGUGCUGUCAUGGACUCUAAUGUUGUUUUUAGUGCUACCUCCAAAGAUGCAGAGUUGUCCUCUUGUAAGCGAAGAAAGACAUUUAUAGAGCGCAACUAUCCAUUGGUAAUGCCAGUAGAGUACCAUUUAGAAGCACCUGGUCAUACCAUGAUGUAUGUUCCAAUCCUUCAAAUGAUUCAGGAGCUGUUUAAAAACACAGAUAUCCUAAGCAAGAUCAGAGAACCAAACACUGAGCCUGGUUAUUAUGUGUCAUAUCGUGAUGGCUCUCAUUUCCAGGAAAAUGAAUUGCUCUCAAAAGAAGAUCUACACCUAGCAAUACAGCUAUACAUUGACGAUCUUGAAAUCGCUAACCCUCUCGGCACAUCACGUAAAGUUCACAAACUUUGUGCUGUAUACUGGGUCCUAGCAAAUGUGCCGCCCAAGUACAGAUCAGCAAUGCACACUAUACAGUUGGCCAUGCUAGCUAAAGUUACAGACCUCCAGAAAUAUGGAUAUGCAGCUGUACUUGCUCCACUGGUUCGUGAUAUUCACACACUUGAACAGGAUGGUGUUUUCAUUGAAUCUGUUGGUCAGAAUGUGAAUGGCACCAUCUUCUGUGUUUCUGCUGACAAUCUGGCUGCACAUGGGUUAGGUGGCUUUUUGGAGUCAUUCAGAGCAGAUUAUGUUUGCAGAUUCUGCAUGGCCACAAGUAAACAGUUUCAAACAACUGAGGUAAAAAAGGAGGAAUUUGUCCAGAGAACCAAAGCGAGUCAUGACAAUCAUGUACAAAACGUCCUCCAAGAUGAGAGUUCAAGCAGCCAAUUUGGGGUUAAAGGUGAUUGUGUCUUCCGUGAGUCACUUGAGCACUUCCACCCUAUCACAGGUUUUCCUCCAGAUCUGCUACACGAUCUUUUGGAAGGAAUCGUUCCAGUUGAACUGGCACUUUGCAUCAAAGAAAUGAUUCGGCUUAAGUACUUCACUUUAGAGUAUUUGAACCAAAGGAUCACAUCGUUCCCAUAUCAGCACACUGAUAAAGUAAAUAAACCUCAUCCAGUUCCCAAAACAUUCAUGACCCGGGGAACAAUAGGAGGCAAUGGGCAUGAAAAUGCUACGCUGUUAAGACUACUUCCGUUACUUGUAGGCAGUAAAGUACCAGAGGGUAAUGUUGCAUGGGAGGUUUUGAUGGACUUGAAAGAGUUGGUGGAAUUAGCAUUGUGCCCAUCAUUUUCUGAUGAAACAUUGGACUAUUUUGUUUGCAAAAUCAGUGACCACAGACAGAUCCUACAAGAGGCUUUCCCUGAGUUUAGGCUUCGUCCUAAGCAUCACUAUUUGGAGCACUAUCCGACCUUAGUUAAGUGCUUCGGGCCCCUGGUGCAUGUUUGGACCAUGCGAUUUGAAGGUAAGCAUCGUUUCUUUAAGAGAGUGGUGCAUGAUGCUCAAAACUUCAAAAAUGUCUUGAAGACACUGGCAAUCCGACACCAAAACAUGAUGGCAUUUCACCUUGGUUCACCAUCAUUUUUCAAACCAAAAACACAAACAUCCAGGGUUAAUUCUGUUUUGGUUUCAGCUCUACCAGACGCAGCUCAGGCUCACAUUAGAGGACAAACAACUAGUGACACUGUCUAUUGUACAUCAAAGGUGACCAUUGAUGGCACAGACUAUACUAGUGGCAUGUUUGUGUCAGUUGGAAACAGUGGGGGACUGUCAAAAUUUUGCAGACUAACACAGAUCUACCUUGUGAAUCACAAUGUUUCUUUUCUCUGUUGUGAUUAUGACUCCUGGUAUAUAGAGCAUCUUCGAUCCUACGAGCUGUCAGCCACACAGGGAAGCCAAUCUAUCCACCUGCAGUCUGACUUCAAUGAUACAACCCCACUCUCUGCAUACAAGAUUGAUGGCUUGCUGCUGUUGACUCCCAAGAAGUUCAUACAAGUGAGACAAAAUUAAGACCACUCUAUGGUGAGUAAUUCUUCAUAAAUCAUUAAUUGGUCAUUUAUUGGAAAGUGUGCUCAGUAUAACCAAUCAUUAUAUAGCUACAUCAACAUACAUUUCCUGCAUUUUGGAAUUGCACUCUUUGGUAACACAUUCUAAAGAACAUGUCUAUAAUGCAUUAAAAGCAGAAAUUUAACUGGCCAAUGUCAUGGUAGAAAUAAUGUACUGUGGAACCCAGGUCUCAGAUUUUUCUUUCAAACACAGUCACUUUGGCAUGGAGGUAUAAAGCAUUAUGAAUGCUGAACACAUUGGAGCUUGUCAUUAAUGAUUAUAAACAAUAAGUAAGACUUAUAAAUGCACUAUAAUGUCUGUGUGCUGAUGUGUUUUUAACCUUACAAUCUCUUCAUUUAUUAAAGUGAUGGCAGCUGAAGCUCCACAAAACAUGAUCCUUCGUGUCGUCGAGGCAGACCGUGUAAGAAAAUUAAAACUCAGCUCCCGUCCAGCCUCUGUUGAUGCACUGAUUGAGAUUUUAAAAGAACAACUGGAACUGGACUGUGACUUCAGUUUGCAAUACGAAGAUCCAGACUUUGAUGGAAAACUCACUUGCCUUGUUGACAUCGAGGAGUUACCACAAAAAGCCUGUGUUCAUAUUUCACUUACACAGGAUUCCAGUUCUCUUGCUUCAACUGAUACCCUUUCAGAUAUGUCAUCCCCAGAACGUCUGAGCAGAUGGCCUCCAGGUCCUAUUCAAAUUCCCGCAUUUGCAUUUGACGUUGAGCUGACACUUAGAGAUGGGAAUGCUGAAUUUGAAAAGAAUGAAAGACCUCUUCAGUUGUCAAGGGACCAGAAGCACAAUAUUUUAGACACACUGGCAUCCACCAUAUAUGGUUUUAAGGCAUACCCCAGUGAUAAAGAGAUAGCAAUGGUGGCUGAAGCUCUUGUAAGGAAACACCCCUGUUUAAAAGAAGCAGGAUCUGACAAUGGAUGGAAUGGCUGGAAGAACAGCAUCAAGUUUAAAAUGGGCAAUUACAGGACCAAGAUGAGAAGAGCUGGAUGUCAGGAGGUUGCUGUAAAUGCUGGGAAAAGGAGCCGAAAAAACCCAGAGAAUGAACCUUCACACUCCAACAUCAAAAGACCUAAGCGUGCAGAGGUCAACUUCCUGCCUAACUUUCCUCAAGGAGAGGAUCAUUCAAGUCUUGACCUUUUGAGGCAGACUAUUGUUGAGGAAGUAAAGAAGACUGAGAGAAACCUACCCCUUAUUAGUAAGAUGAUGCAGAACACGUUUGCUUUGCGACGCCAGACCAUUGUGAUGUCAUGUCCUCCGGUGAAAGAACUAAUGGACCUCUGGCCUGCUCUUCAUAUGCAGUCUGAGGUAAUAUGGGUCAACUCUUUCAUCUGUUUUUAUCUUUGCUAAAUACAUUUAAUAAAUAAAUUCAUUUUGUAGGUUCUUUUUCAGUUUUUAUCUUUGCUACUUAUGUCACAUUGUCUGUAAUGUUGCCUAAUUUCAUUCAGCAUAAAAUAAAUAAUUGCUGUUACUGUCCUUUCCUCCAAUGCAGGUGUAUGCAGAGUUCCAACGGAUAACUAACCAGAACCUACCUAACACUUUCUACGCGGAGCUUGAUCGCCACACUCCUCGUUUGAUGGCCUUAUUUAGGCAGAAAGCCUCCAAAACUGGAAAGACGGCAGAUGCUUUGGCAGACAUUUUCAAAGUCCAUGAUACACAGGUGAUUAUACAGUACAUUUCACAGGUAGAGUCUUAGUGUAAUGAUGGGAGUUUAAUGCUUCAAAUAAGCUUUUAAAUUCCACAAUGGCACCAGAUGAGUCAGCAGAUUAUUAGUGGAUUUAUGUGCAGACACUGGAAAUUAAUGAACUAAUAAUUAGUUGGGACUGUUUAGCAUUGGGUUUGAAUUGUAAACUUGUCACAACACUAUUUUAAUCUUCUUAGGAAUUACAUGAUGUCCACACAAGGCGUACCACUGUUCUCCAUGCCCUUCCUGUGUAUCUACGUGAGGAAGUCUCUGGAUUUUUGAGAACAUGUGUGGUAAGUCCAAGUAAAGAGAUAUCAGGCCUAUUGUACUAUAAAUUAACCAAUUCAUAUUUUCAUUUAAUUUCCAACACACUACAAUUCCUGUAUAUGUACCAGUAUUUCAACUUAAAACCUCUGGCAAGAUGUUCAUAAGUGUGGAGUGUCAUUUUGGGCCCAUUAUGGCAUCAAAAAAAAUCAACUGCAAAGAAAAUCAAGUAGCCAUCAUUAGCCUAACAGUGGAACACAUAAAAGUCAUCUCAUUUUCUCAGCAAUGAGAGCACAACGCAACAGAAUGAACAGGAGUCUUCCAGACUUGUGUAUUUCUUGUUAUUCAUAUGACAUCCAACUGUAAUCAAAAUUGCCACAGCCAUAGUUUCAGUAAAUGUGAUUAUAUGAUCUCCCUUUCAUUUUUUAGGAUGAUAUGGAUGAGCCAGACCUGGGGGAUGCAUCAGUGGUCCUCCUUACAACCGUCAGCGAUGAUGCAACAAGCCCAGUUCACUACCACCCAGUGAGAGUCUCUGUCGUCCUAGAGGGUGAUGUGGUUGUCAGCCUCCCCAGGCUUGCUGAUGCCUUCCUGGUAAUGUUCGGCCUGAUCUAUGCACUACAUCUCAGUUAUCCCAAGGGACUGCCAAACACUUUUGAGUUCACACAGAAAAUCUUACUUGGUCUUGAUGACUCUAAACUGUCACCCAAGCUGCAGACUCUUAAAAAUGACCUGAUGUUGUAUGUGUAACUGAAGAUCCAAUAAGGAGUGGUGGAUUCUGAUGGCUCACUUUGUUAGAGCACAGUCCAAAAUGAGAAUAUGUCAUGUCAGAUCCAUGUUGACUACUGUUCAACUGUAGAUGUUAAAGUUGCUGCUCUACUCAACUUGUUUUUAGCCAAAUGGCAAAGUACACACUGUCUUUGUACUGGUUAAUGUACAUUUCAUUGUUGUUUAACUGAAAUGCAGGGUUGAAUUAAGUGUUUAUACACUAUGGCAUUUUGUUUUUAAAAGGUGUACUAUAUAGUUUUGGGAAAUUUUUUUUAUUAGAAAAGAAAGAUCUUCAUUGAUACAUUUUCAUAAAAAAAUAAAUAACAAGAGUUUUCAGGCUGCUUCAGUAAAGUAGCCACCUUUCUAGUUGGAAACAGUGUUAUAGGGACUUUAUUUUCUUCUGAGGACGGGAUGUUUAUUCUGUUAUGGAAAUGGAUCAAAUAACUAGUCUUUAUUGUCUUAUUAAUAUUGUUAAUUCAGAUUUUCAAGUUUUAAUUACUUUUCUAAAGCUAUACAGUGCAC